This is a messenger RNA of Oikopleura dioica, 891 nucleotides long. Lineage: Eukaryota; Metazoa; Chordata; Appendicularia; Copelata; Oikopleuridae. The record is from the annotation of a GenBank genome assembly.
AUGAAACUAUGCAAACCUGGCGGGCAUAGACAGCUUCGGGCGCGAGCUCAAUUCUUCACACCAGAAAAGGCUGAUUCAUGUUGCGGCCGGUACCCAAAUAGAUUUCCAUACAAUACUUCAGAUACAGAAAAAGAGUGCUGUGAUGGUUCGAUAAUAUCUUCUCGAAAAAAUGUUUGCUGUCAUGGACGAGUAACAUCAAUAAUUGGGUGUGAAGAUGAAAAGAUCAAAAAAGAAACUGAUGAUGAUGAAAUGUCUAUUUUUCAACGAAGAAUAGUUUUUUUAUACGAUGAAGGAGACCAAAAUGCUAUCACUUCCACUGCGUCACCAAUUUCUUAUGAAACAAUGUUUGAAACAUACACAACUACGGCAGAUACAACAAAACAAACUGAAUACGAAACAACUUCAUCAUCUGCCACGUAUGAGUACGAAACGUAUUUAUCCACAGUAACCACUGGAACAACCAAGGAUCCGAGUACAACAACUUCAACAUUGCGGACUUUGCCAGUCUUAGAUUCAGAAGACAACGAAGAUUAUGAAACUUCGUUCUCCACUGUGACAACGGGAACGACAAAAGAACCGACGACAACAAUGACAUCAACCUUCGGAGACUUCCCAGGACCUUGCUUUCCAAAUCCUUGUCUCAAUGACGGAGAGUGUAUUGAAUCCCCAAAUUCCGAGUUUCCAUGGCUAGCGUACUCCUGCAUCUGCCUAACCGUGCCGAUUCAUUUCACUGGCCGUAACUGCCAAUAUGGCCCGUGCAAUCCAAAUCCGUGCAUCAACGGCGGAAGAUGCAAAAUAGCGGAUUUCAAGCGAGAAAAAGAAUACUCAAAUAUUGAGUGUUUUUGUCCCAAAGGAUACGGGGGAAAUUACUGUGAGCUCCGACUGUACUGA